GAUAGAAAUCGAAAAUAACCGCCAAUCUGGGAUUCCGUUCCGAAUUUCAAAGCAUGGAUUUUUCAUUUUCGUUACAACGGUAUUGGUAUCAGGGUUCUUUGGGAUGAGCAACCAGAAUAUACGUACAAAUGGACUCUGUAUAUGAAGGAAAAGUUUGUGGCCUGUGUGGAAAUUACGAUCAAGACAGCAACAAUGAUUUCGAGACUCCAACAAAUGACAUUGUUGCAAGUUCAGUGGAAUUCGGCAACAGUUGGAGAUUGAAGACAUCUUGUCCUCCGACCACGGCGUCUGUACUGGACAUGUGUGAUAAAUAUCCCUCUCGACGAUCGUGGGCAGAAAGACAAUGUUCAAUAAUACUUAGUGAUAUAUUUGCGGAUUGUCAUUCGGAGGUUGAUCGCGGCCCUUAUUAUGCAGAUUGUUUAAGUGAUACAUGCGGAUGUGAAGCAGGAGGUGACUGUGAAUGCUUCUGUACAGCAGUUGCCUCUUAUGCUCACGCUUGUGGAAUGAAAGGACACCACAUCGAAUGGAGAUCACCAAGCACAUGCCCUACAAUGUGUGAACAAUAUAACAAGAAUGAUACUUGUGAAUGGAGAUUUGAAACUUGUGGAACUGCAUGUCCUGAUACAUGUUGUCAUAUCAAUGAACCAUGUGGUUUACCUUGUGUUGAAGGUUGCUUUCCAAAUUGUCCUUUCAAUCAUGUAUUUGAUGAGAUCAAGCAAUCAUGUAUAUCUGUUUCUGAAUGUCCUACAUGCCCUGUGCCAACGACUGCUGUUACAACAACAGCAACAACAAUCUUUACAUCAAAGGCAACUACACAAAGGUCGCAACAACAACUGCUACUACAGUCACCACCCCGUGCCUGCCUUGCCUUGAUAGAGACGGAAAUGUUAAAAAUCUUGGUGAUGUGUGGGAUGUUGAUGAAUGCCUCAGUGAAAGUUGUACUCAUUAUGAAGAAGAAUGUCCAAAAGUGCGUGAUGCUGUAAAUAACAGGACAUUAUGUACAGGCGAACCAGAAUGUCCCAUCUACAAAAAGUCAGAGAUUAUUACUUAUGAGUUGGGAGAAACAGAUCCAGAUGUAUGCUGUGACGAAUAUGAAUGUGUGUGUGAUGAAGUUGAAGUGGCUAAAUGCCUCGAGAAGGAGGAAACCUUCAACUGUUCGAACCGAGAAGAGAGAGAAUAUGUAGGGUUUUAUCCUGGAACCUCUGAAUGCUGUCCGGAUUAUAAAUGUG
Molecule: messenger RNA, 1229 nt
Organism: Styela clava
Lineage: Eukaryota; Metazoa; Chordata; Ascidiacea; Stolidobranchia; Styelidae
Source: RefSeq, a predicted model, not a curated record